ACGCACGCUGCGUCACCUGCGACGUGGAUCCGUGUUCAGCAGGAGCUGUGAGGCUAACAGGCUAACCACAGACCCUCCUGCACUGUUUCUCAUUAUCUCGGGAUUUCUCCUGUUUAUCACCGGGAACAGAACACAGGACCCGCUCUCAGGACCCGCGGUUACCGGUUUAUACCGAACUCAGAGCUGACAUUCACCCGGAUUCGGAGCAGUGGGGGAUGAGGAAGGUCUGAAGAAGCCCGGUUUGGUUACGGGGGGGCGAUGGGUGCCAACACCAGUCAAGUGAGAGACCUGUCGGAGAGCGAGAGCAUCCGAACCCUGAUUGGUUCAGAGUCCAUCUCCGAGAACGAGCCCUUCUGGAACCAGCUCAUCUCCUUCACCUUCACCAGCCCCACCUGCAGUGCUGAUGCUAAACUCCUGGAGGAAGCGGUCGUCCCUCUCGCCAAAACACUAAUUCAGAAUAACUCCAGAUCAGGAAAUUUCGCUGCUCUGGUCCGAGUUUUCCUGGGCAGAACCAAAGAGUUGAAGAUCUCAACAGAAUGCCAAGAUCAGCUGUUUAUCUGGCAGGCCCAUAAUGCCCUGUUUCUGGUCCGAUGUCUGCUGAAAGUCUUCAUCAGGGAGAUGAGUGAGGAGGAUCUGCACUUACAGUUCUCCUACCAGGCGAGGGCGCCAGGCACCUACGAAUCUAACAGUGGAGAUCUGCUGGAGGAGCUGAUCUGUAACCUGGUGCAUCUGAUCGUGGAGGUUCCUCUGCUGGACAUCACCUACAACAUCCUGUUCGAGGCAGUGACCACCCUCCUCGUCCUGCUGUCCUAUCAGCUCUUCCAGAAAGAAAUUCUGAGGGAGGGGCUCGUCUACCAAUGCCUGACCAGGGGGCGAUGUCUUUCUCUGACGAGCCGCUUGGUGAAGACGCUGCUGUAUAACUUCAUCAGGCAGGAGAAAUGUCCUCCCCCCGCGCACAUCUUCACCCCGCAGGCGGACGGAGGAGGGCUGCUGUACGGCCUGGCGUCAGGAGUGGCGAGUGGACUGUGGAGUGUGUUCACACUGGGAGGAGCUGGAAGUAAAUCCGGGGUGGACCAGGAACAGAACCCUCUCCCGUUGUCCAAUCAGAGCCUUCUACUUUUGUUAGUUUUGGCCAAUCUGCCAGAUGGAUUAGACUGCCCCAACCCCUACAAACAAGCGGUCACCUGCUUCAAAAACACACAAGAUACAUCGUCCAUCCCGUCUCCACAGCCUCACACCUUCCAGAUUAACUUUAACAGUCUGUACACGGCGCUGUGUGAGCAGCAGCGCUCGGAUCAGGCCACGCUCCUGCUCUACACGUUACUGCACCAAAACCCCAACAUGAAGACCUACAUGCUGUCCAGAACAGAUGUGGAGAAUCUGGUGAUGCCUAUUCUAGAGAUCCUCUAUCAUGUAGAAGAAAGGAACUCCCACCAUGUUUACAUGGCCCUCAUCAUCCUCCUCAUCCUCACUGAGGACGACACAUUCAACAGAUCCAUACAUGAAGUGAUCCUGAAGAACAUAAACUGGUAUACAGAGCGAGCUUUAACCGAGAUUUCUCUGGGCAGUCUCUUAAUCCUGGUGGUCAUUCGCACCAUCCAGUUCAACAUGACCCGGACCCGGGAUAAGUACCUGCACACGAACUGUCUGGCAGCUCUGGCCAACAUGUCCGCUCAGUUCCGCUGCCUUCACCAGUACGCCGCCCAGCGCAUCAUCAGCUUGUUCGCUCUGCUGUCUAAGAAGCACAAUAAGGUUCUGGAGCAGGCCACACAGUCUCUACAGAGGCAGCUGGGAGCCGACGAUAACACCUCCCUUCCAGACUAUGCGCAGGAUCUGAGUGUAAUAGAGGAAGUGAUCCGGAUGCUGCUGGAGAUCAUAAACUCCUGUCUGUCCAAUUCCCUCCAUCACAACCCCAACCUGGUUUACGCUCUGCUGUAUAAGAGGGAGCUGUUCGAGCAGUUCCGCUCGCACCCGUCCUUCCAGGACAUCAUGCAGAACCUCGACACGGUGAUUGGUUUCUUCAGUCAGCGGUUGGAGCAGGCGGGGACGGACCUUUCGGUGGAAACAGUUCAGGAGGUGAUUAAGAAAGGAGCCGUGGCGCUGCCGAAAGACCGCCUGAAGAAGUUUCCGGAGCUGAAGUUUAAGUAUGUGGAGGAGGAUCAGCCUGAGGAUUUCUUCAUCCCGUACGUCUGGUCUUUGGUGUUUAACUCUGGAGUUGGGCUCUACUGGAACUCUCAGGGAAUUGAGCUUUUCAGCAUGGACUCGCCCUGAGAGAGAGAAAGCCUGGGUGAGCGAGUGUGUGUGUGUGUGUGUGUGAGUGUGUGUAUAAGUGUGUGAGUGCUGAGUAUGUAUGAACUGGGAUGUGGGUGGAAGUGGAUUGUUGUUAAGUUUAUUGUUGCUUUAGAUUUGGGUGAAUGAGUGUGUGUGUGUGUAUGUGUGUGUGUGUUUGUGUGUGUGUGUGUGUGUGUGUGUGUGUGUGUGUGUGUGUGUGUGUGUGUGAGCGAGAGCACGUCUGCAUGGUUUUGAUGGCCCGUGGCUUUGGAACGUCCGGUGGAAGUGCCUCUAUUGUGACUGAGAUGUGAUGAGAUGUUAUUGUGGGACUUUUCCCCACGUUCUGCCUCCACUUCCUCAUAUCAGACCCCUGGGCUUCCAUAAUCUCCCACCACACCAUCCAGCCUCAUCACACACACUUCACAGGCCACGCCCAUCAAACACACACACACUCACUCACUGAGCUCUGAGUUAUGGUACAGUUUGUGUUCAGCAUGAUCAUACAGUAGAGGCCAAAAGUUUGGACACACCUUCUCUUAUUCAAUGCCUUUUCUUUAAUUUCAUGACUGAUAUUUACAUUGUAGAUUCUCACUGAAGCAUCAAAACUAUGAAUGAACACAUGUGGAGUUUUAUGUACUUAAUAAAAAAUGAGCUGAACCUCCACAGUCACCGGACCUGAACCCAAUCCAGAUGGUUUGGGGUGAGCUGGAGCACAGAAUGAAGAAGACAAAGGAGCAACAAGUGCUAAUAAACACCUCUGGGAACUCCUUCCUUCCUUCAAGAAUGUUGGAAAACUUUUCAUUAAUUUCAGGUGGCCACCUCUUGAAGAAGCUUAUUAAGAGAAUGAUGCCAAAAGUGAGCAAAGCAGUAAUUAGAGCAAAGGGGGGUUUUGAAGCAACUAGAAUAUAAAACAUGUUUUUAAUUUUUUUUAGUAAGUUCACCUUUUUUUGUUAAGUACAUAAAACUCCACAUGUGUUCAUGUUUCAUAGUUUUGAUGCUUCAGUGAGAAUCUACAAUAUAGUAAAUAUCAGUCAUGAAAAUAAAGAAAACGCAUUGAAAAAGAGAAGCUGUCCAAACUUUAGUCCUGUACUGUAUCUGUUUACUGUUUUAACGUUUUCAAUGCUUUGUGUUUAUUAAGAUUUUGUUCGGUUCUUUAUCGUAGUUCUUCUACGGUUUUUUUUUUUCUUUCUCAAGGGCGUUGUGGGUCAUUUAUUACAGCAGGUCAGAAAACUGGAGAGAUUUAAGAGAGAUUUUUUAAAAAAUGAAUAAAUAACAUAACAGACCUAACAGAAACUUUGGUCCACUUUAUUUUAUUUAUUUUUUGGACUCCAGAUAUGCACGUUUUUGUCUUAAGUUCAUUCUGGGCUAAAAUCUUUUUACAGUCACACAGUUUUUUUUUUUUGUAUUUAUCUUGUAUAUUUUAAUCAAUACAAGCGGCAUGAUAAUAACUACACAAUAGCUUGAGCAAAAAAUCUAUUUUUCUCAUAUGGAAGCCCAUUCACAGCAAGCUGAUGUUUUUUAUCUUUCUGUUAAAUUUUACAUUGCAAAAUAUUACAGCAUUGUACCAAGUAAUAUUUCCAUUACAUAUUCAAGCAAUAAUACGCAAUAGGUUCGUGCUAUAGCACAAACCUUGAAUGUAUUAUUGUAAUUAUACCACAGUUCCAUUAUCAAGAUUUUAAAGAGUUAAAGAGGAGGAGAAAAUAGGAUCUGUUUGGUUAUAAAAACUCUGCCAGUUAAAAUAGUUCCAUUGCUGCUCUGUUUGUAGCUGCGCUGUUUGGUUUGUAAGCGCUGCAUCGUUGCUAGGUUACCUGUAUGUGGCGGAGAGCUUCGGUUAGUUACAGUGCAUUACUGGCUGAUAGCGUUACUCAUAGAACACCUCUCAGCCAAUCACAUUGCAGGGUCGGAACUAACUGUUGUAUAAUUAUGAGUAAUGCGUUAUUGAAUUACUAUUAAAAUAAAUUAGCUUGAAAAUUUUGGAAAAUUACGUACUUAAGAUAGCGUAAGGUUGCGCAAUUUUAAAAUAACAAUCGACAAUCUUAUUACAAUCACACAUUCAAUAAAACAUUUAUAUGGCAUGGUAUGUCAUAUCCUAAUAUCGAAAUAUUAGGAUUAGUGCUCUGGAGUGUUUUGGAAAUAAUGGUUUAAGCCUAGUCUUAGACUGCACAGCCUAUUAAAUAAAGAUGUUCCAUCAUGAGGAAAAUAUAGAUUUUUAAUCUAAAACUAGGUUUAAAAAUCUUAUGACUAUCUAAAAACAACCAUAAAUAAAGAGUUAUCAGUGAGAUUUAUCUUCCUCUGCUUGAUGUGAAUGGGCCUCCAUAUCUGACUAUCAUCCCUAAACAAAAUCCUGAUCAUAUUAGUGUUAAUAUAAUCAUAUAAUCAUUAAUCUUUUUUAUAUCUUAGUACAAUCAUGUUUUUUAUUAUUAUGAUUAUUAUUAUUUGCUUGGUUUUAAUGUGUUUUAAGAUUUAUUUAUUUAUUGGUAUAGAUGUUUUUUUCUGAAUUAUUUAGCAUCUAAUUGUGAAACUGUCUCCUGGUUUAUAGACAUCAGCACAUAUAUAUAUAUAUAUAUAUAUAUAUAUAUAUAUGUUUGUUUUUUUAGAUAUUUACAAUCUGAAGACAUUUUCUGUGUGAAAAUCAUCAUAUUUAUAGAAAGAUAUCGAAGAUAAGGGGAUUGUGUACAAGCUAAUGUAAGCAGUGUGUUUAUCACACACACAUUAUUUCCUUUUUGGGGUUAUUUUUAUGUUUUUUGGGGUUAUUUUUAUGUUUUUUGUAGGUUUUCUCAUGUUUCUCUUCGUUUAUCACAGUCUCUCCUCCUCAGUUAGAAUAUAGAAUGUGUGCACUGCAGUCUGAUCAGCACUAUGGGGGUUUUCUGUUACUUAAUUCCACCUUUUUAUUAUGUUCUAUUUCAGUUCACCACUGUUACACAAUAAUAAUAAUAAUAAUAAUAAUAAUAAUAAGAGCUGAUCUUGUUGAGUAAAAGUAUUUGCAUUACUGCUACUAAAUCACUGUUGUUUUCAUUUCGAAUGAGUCAAGUGGUGACAUUAGCUAGAUGUUCACUACUUUAACUGUUGUUAACAUCUAGUUAACACCUAAUUGAGCAGUUAAUAUUUGAUAAUUUUUAGUUAAAGUGCAGUUAACAUCUAAGAAACAUCAGCUUCAGAGGUUAUCGUCCAGUUUAAAUCACCAGGAGCAGAUAACAUCUCACUGCUUGUGCAGAUAACCUCUUACUGAUGUUAGCUAGAUGUUAAAUCUAGAUGAUGUUAGCUAGAUGUUAACUUGUGCUCAUUUUAGCUAGAUGUUAACUCCUCUGUGAUGUUUGCUAAAUGUUAAAUCUAGGUAAUGUUAGCUACAUUUUAACUCAUGCUAAUGUUAGCUAGAUGUUAACUCUUUCUAAUGUUAACUGGAUGUUAACUCUUGCUGAUGUUACCUAAAGGUUAAAUCUAGAUGAUGUUAGCUAGAUGUUAUCUGCUCUUGCUGAUGUUAGCUAGAUUUCAACUCUUUCUAAUGUUAGCUGAAUGUUAACUUUAGCUAAUGUCGCGUAAAUGUUAAAUCUAGAUCAUGUUAGCUAAAUUUAACUCUUGCUGAUGUUACCUAAAUGUUAAAUCUAGAUGAUGUUGGCUAGAUGUUAGCUAUUGCUGAUGUUAGCUAAAUGUUAACUCUAGCUAUUGUUAUAUAGACUUUAACUCUGAUGUUAUUUAGAUUUUUAACUCUUACUGUUAUUGGCUAGAUGUUAUCUACUCUAGCUAAUGUUAGCACAAUUUUAACAAUAGCUGAUGUUAGCUAGAUGUUAACUCUUAAUGAUGUUAGCUAGAUGUUAACUCUAGAAAUAUGUGUUAAAUAUUCUUACACUAUUUCACAUUGUCACAGUAUGGUAUAUUAUAUAAUAUAUAUUUUAUAUUUAUUUCAUAAACCAGUACUUUUACCUGACAAGAUCUUAUUUUUCCAGUGAAUUCUAUUUGGAAACACUUUCUUACACAUAUAUUCUAUAAAAUAUUUUUUGCCCAGCUUUUGUGUUUAUGAAGGAAGGUGUCUGAUUGGUUGCUGCAGCAGCUGCAGUGUAUACAUUAGGGUUCACCCCGUUGAGCUCCCACAGUCAGAAACAUAUUAGAUCCUGUUCUACGCUUCAUGUUGUUCUUCUGCUCCGAUGCUCUGGAGUUGUUUAUAUAAUAUAUUGUUUAUAUAAUGUUUGAAAUAUACACACAUGCCUAAUAAAACUCUAAAUAGAAUCGCUUUAUGUUGAGCUGAACUCGAGAACUCAAGGAAGAGCUGAAGCUGCAGAAUGUUACUCUUCACUCAGGUAACAAAUGAAUGAAAUAAUAUUAAUAUUAAUAAUAAAAUAUUGGUAAAAAUAUAUCCUAUGUUAGAUUGAAUGCAACUAUCUCAACCCUUUUCCUUUCCACAUCCUGUUUCUGUCCUUCAAUCUAAAGUAUCCCAAAUAAACACAAAAUCCUGAAUAAA
Molecule: messenger RNA, 6727 nt
Organism: Astyanax mexicanus (Mexican tetra)
Lineage: Eukaryota; Metazoa; Chordata; Actinopteri; Characiformes; Acestrorhamphidae
Gene: dym
Product: dymeclin
Exons: 17
Coding region: 259-2271 (670 amino acids)
Biological process (GO): Golgi organization
Cellular component (GO): Golgi apparatus
Source: RefSeq, a predicted model, not a curated record